This is a messenger RNA of Phyllostomus discolor (pale spear-nosed bat), 1335 nucleotides long. RefSeq names its product olfactory receptor 51S1. The record is from RefSeq and is a predicted model, not a curated record. Gene Ontology annotation, cellular component: membrane. Gene Ontology annotation, biological process: G protein-coupled receptor signaling pathway. Gene Ontology annotation, molecular function: olfactory receptor activity. NCBI's taxonomy places the organism in Eukaryota, Metazoa, Chordata, Mammalia, Chiroptera, Phyllostomidae.
UUCCAGGAUUUAAAGUGGGAUCCUGAACUAUGUCAACAUUCCUCACCCAGGCAGCCCCCAAUAGCAGUACUUCAAUGGCCCCAACCUUCCUGCUAGUGGGCAUGCCAGGCCUAUCAGUGGUACCUUCCUGGUGGACAAUACCCCUCAUCACCGUUUACCUUCUUUCUGUUCUGGGAAACGGUACUAUUCUCUGGAUCAUUGCCAUGGAGCCCACCUUGCACUACCCAAUGUACUUCCUUCUUCCCUCUGUCCUGCUUGGUGUGUCUGAUGUUGGUGUGGCCACAGCCUUGAUGCCCACCCUGCUGGGUCUUGCCCUUGCUAACGCUCAUGUUGUCCCUGCCUCAGCCUGCCUCCUGCAGAUGUUCUUUGUCCAUGUCUUCUCCAUCAUGGAAUCCUCUGUCUUGCUCACCAUGGCCUUAGAUAGGGGCACUGGCCAUCUAUCUACCUCCCUCCUCCACUACCCAACACUUCUCACCAAUGAUGUCAUUAGAAAAAUCAGCCUUGCCAUUGUUUUCAGAUGUCUGGGUCUCCAUUUGCCCCUGCCAUUCCUCCUGGCCUACAUGCCCUACUGCCACCCACAGGUCCUGACCCAUUCUUAUUGCUUGCACCCAGAUAUGGCCCGACUGGCCUGCCCAGGAGCAUGGGUGCAGUCUACAGCUCUUCGUGGUCCUAUCAGCCAUGGGAUUGGUCCAUUGCUUAUUUUCUUCUCCACUGGCCUAAUUGGCAGGGUAUUGCAAGGUUUGGGAUCCAAUGAGAAUCGCUGGAAGGCUGCAACCUGUGCUGCCCACCUCUGUGCUGUGCUCCUCUUCUAUGUUCCCAUGAUCCUCCUGGCACUCAUUGACCGUCUUAGGGUGCCAUUCCCUCGACCUGCCCAUACUCUGCUCUCCUAUGUCCACUUCCUGCUUCCUCCAUUGAUAAACCCUAUUCUCUAUAGUGUCAAGAUGAAGGAGAUUAGAGAGAGAAUAUUCAAAAGGUUACAGCCCAGGAAGAUAGGUUGCACUCAGUGAAGAGGAUGGCCCACCACAUUUGACAACUCAAGGCUACCUGAUCCAAAGGUUUGCAUGACUGAGAACUCAGUUCACCCAUGCAAUUAAAUGGUCUUUCUACUGAGCAUAAUGCACAUGCACAAUGGAUGGUAGUAUGCCUGUUCCUAGACAUGUGCCUGUGUAUAUUGAUGAAAGCUUAUGAAUCUCAGAGAAUGGCAGUGGCCCACCCACUGUUACACUACAGAUCAAUGGCACUGAAAGAGCCAGAAUCUAGGUCUUGUCACAACCAUCCAGUAUGUCUUUUUUGUUAAUUUCCACACUACAUCCAAUAUCCAAAUAGCUGAUGAAA